AUGGACAAGCUGAAAUUAUCUGAAUGGGGUGAACGGUUGAAGACUGGUGGGGCUCAAAUGAGUCGACUUGUAAGUGAUAAGGUGAAGGAAAUACUGCAAACCCCAACACCUGAAUCAAAAAUGGUUGAUGAAGCUACGUUAGAGACAAUGGAGGAGCCAGACUGGGGUUUGAAUUUGAGGAUAUGUUCGAUGAUCAACAGCGAAGAGUUUAGUGGUACGGAGAUUGUUAAGGCUAUAAAGAGGAAGUUUUCGGGUAAGAGUGUGGUGAGCCAAAGGCUGAGUCUUGAUUUGUUGGAGGCGUGUGCUUCAAAUUGUGAGAAGGUGUUCUCUGAGGUGGCGUCUGAGAAGGUGUUGGAUGAGAUGGUUAGGAUGAUUGAGAAUCCACAGACAGAUCAGGGGAAUCGUAAUCGAGCUUUGCAGUUGAUUAGGGCUUGGGGAGAGUCUGAGGAUCUUGAGUAUCUGCCUGUCUUUCGGCAGACCUAUAUGAGUUUGAAAGAAAGAAGUCUGCCUGUACCACCAGUUGAAGAUGGGAGUUCAUUCCCCAUGCCGUAUUCCUUGGAGUCAUAUGUUCACCAGGAACCAUUAUCACCACCUGAAAGCUAUCCUAUUCCUGACACGGGAUUGCAUGGUGCAGAUCAUGGGACUCUUUCAUAUAACUUUGGGGUGCUAUCAAUUGAGGAAAAGAAUGAAAUGCUUGUAACAACUCGGAACAGUCUGGAACUUCUUUCUAGUAUUCUGAAUGCCGAUACUGAGCCAAAACCCAUUAAGGAGGAUCUGACAGUGAGCUUGUUGGAAAAGUGCAAGCAGUCACAGCCAGUCAUUCAGAGGAUCAUAGAGAGCACUACUGAUGAUGAGUCAAUGCUUUUUGAAGCCCUAAAUCUCCAUGAGGAGCUCCAGCAAGUCAUUUCCCGAUACGAGGAGUUAGAAACUGGUACAAAAUCCACAGAGAAGCUGCCUGAAAGUUCUGAUAACACGGGGGCCAAUAUGUUGCCUGCUCAAGUUGGACCUCAUAAUGAAACCAAGAUAGCAGAUCCACCAAAAGGAGGGAGUACCGAAUCUAAUGAAACCAAGAUAGCAGAUCCCCCAAAAGGAGAUGGUACUGAAUCUAGCAGCGAGAAGAAAAAUGAUGAAUGA
This is a messenger RNA of Dovyalis caffra, 1134 nucleotides long. NCBI's taxonomy places the organism in Eukaryota, Viridiplantae, Streptophyta, Magnoliopsida, Malpighiales, Salicaceae. The record is from the annotation of a GenBank genome assembly.